Xiphophorus couchianus (Monterrey platyfish) is the source of this 2851-nucleotide messenger RNA. RefSeq names its product TANK-binding kinase 1 (gene tbk1). NCBI's taxonomy places the organism in Eukaryota, Metazoa, Chordata, Actinopteri, Cyprinodontiformes, Poeciliidae. The transcript has 21 exons. Gene Ontology annotation, molecular function: protein serine/threonine kinase activity; ATP binding. Gene Ontology annotation, cellular component: cytoplasm. The record is from RefSeq and is a predicted model, not a curated record. Bases 140 to 2305 code for a protein of 721 amino acids. Gene Ontology annotation, biological process: peptidyl-serine phosphorylation.
CUCUUUCCUUUAUUACGGUAGCCUGUUGGCCCCACCCCGCCUCUGCCUGCUCGCUGAUUGGUCAGUCGCGGUCAGCUGACAAAGGAGCAGCGGAAGAGGAGCCGAGAGCAGCAGAGAGGAGGAUCCGCCCGCCGUCAGAAUGCAGAGCACCACCAACUACCUGUGGCUGAUCUCCGACCUCCUGGGUCAGGGCGCCACGGCCAACGUCUACCGAGGACGACACAAGAAAACGGGCGACCUGUACGCCGUCAAGGUGUUCAACAACCUGAGCUUCCUGCGGCCGCUCGACGUCCAGAUGAGAGAGUUUGAGGUUCUGAAGAAGCUGAACCACAAGAACAUCGUGAAGCUGUUCGCCGUGGAAGAAGAGACCAACGCCCGGCACAAGGUCCUGGUGAUGGAGUACUGCCCCUGCGGCAGCCUCUACACCGUCCUGGAGGAGUCCACCAAUGCCUACGGCCUCCCCGAGGACGAAUUCCUCAUCGUCCUCCACGACGUCGUGGCAGGCAUGAACCACCUGAGGGAGUACGGCAUCGUUCACCGCGACAUCAAGCCGGGAAACAUCAUGAGGGUGAUCGGAGAGGACGGGCGCUCGGUUUACAAGCUGACGGACUUCGGUGCCGCCCGCGAGUUGGAAGACGACGAGCAGUUCCAGUCUCUGUAUGGCACCGAAGAAUACCUGCACCCCGACAUGUAUGAGCGCGCCGUCCUGCGGAAGGACCAUCAGAAGAAGUACGGCGCCACGGUGGACCUGUGGAGCAUCGGCGUGACGUUCUACCACGCCGCCACCGGCAGCCUCCCGUUCCGACCGUUCGAAGGACCACGUAGGAACAAGGAAGUGAUGUAUAAGAUCAUCACAGAGAAACCGUCAGGAACCAUCUCUGGCCACCAGAAGAGCGAGAACGGGAAGAUCGAGUGGAGCACCGAGAUGCCGGUGUCCUGCAGCCUGUCCAAGGGCCUCCAGAGCCUCCUGACCCCGGUUCUGGCCAACAUCCUGGAGGCGGAUCAGGAGAAGUGUUGGGGUUUCGACCAGUUCUUCGCUGAGACCAACGACAUCCUGCACCGCGCCGUGGUGUACGCCUUCAGUCUGCAGCAGGCCACGCUACACCACAUCUACAUCCACGAGUACAACACGGCGGCGCUGUUCCAGGACCUGCUGUGCCGCAGGACCAGCAUUCCACUGCACAACCAGGAGCUUCUGUACGAGGGCCGGCGCCUCGUCCUGGAACCCAACCGCCAGGCCAAGACGUUCCCCAAGACCUCCAGGGACAACCCCAUCAUGGUGGUGAGCCGUGAGGUCGUCGCCACCGUCGGCCUCAUCUUCGAAGACCCGAGUCCACCAAAGAUCCAGCCGCGCUACGACCUGGACCUGGACGCCAGCUACGCUAAGACUUUUGCUGGAGAUGUGGGCCACCUGUGGAAAACCUCCGAGUCUCUGCUGGUUUAUCAGGAGCUGGUGAGGAAAGGAGUCAGGGGACUGAUAGAGCUGAUGAGGGAAGACUACAAUGAAAUUCUGCACAAGAAGUCUGAGGUUUUCCGCCUGUGCAGCAUCUGCGCGGAGCAUCUGGAGAAGGCAAAACACCUGUUGGAGGCUCUGUUGCAGACUAACCUGCUGACCUCGGAGUACGAAGACAUGGCAGACCUGCACAAGAAGGCCCUCAAGAUCUCGGGUUCUCUGGAUCCCAUCGAGAGAACAACGCAGGACAUCAAGAGCAAGUUCCUGCCUCUAGCGAUUCUGACCGACACCUGGACCCUGCAGGUCGGGACGCACCCCGAGGACAGGAACGUUGAGAAAAUCAAGGUCCUGCUGGAUGCCAUCACUGCCAUCUACCAGCAAUUCAAGAAGGACAAAGCAGAACGACGUCUUCCAUACAAUGAGGAGCAGAUCCACAAGUUUGAUAAGCAGAAGUUGGUGAUCCAUGCUGGCAAAGCUCGCUCUCUGUUCACUGACGAGUGCGCCAUGAAGUACCGACUCUUCAUAUCCAAGAGCGAGGAGUGGAUGAGGAAGGUCCACCAUAUUCGGAAGCAGCUGCUCGGUUUGACCGGUCAGCUGAUCGGUGUGGAGAAGGAGGUGACCAUGCUGCUGGACCGGGCCGUCAAGCUGCAGGAACAGCUUCCCCAGAAGAUUGUGGUUCCGAAUGCGAUGAAGGCCCAGGAGUACCUCAGCCCCAACACGUUGGUGGAGAUGACGCUGGGGAUGAAGAAGCUGAAGGAGGAGAUGGAGGGAGUUAUGAAGGAGCUGGCGGAGAACAACCACUUCCUGGAGAGGUUUGGGUCUCUGACCCUGGACGGAGGGCUGAGAGGCUGACCCGGUCCUCGGCGCCGUGUACAUACGCUCUGUAAAUACUGUCUGACUCUGACGGGUCCCUGGACCCGACCUGCUGGGGAACCAUACAUCAGAACCGCUCUGUUUUACCCAGAACCUUCCAUCACGUUAAUGACUCCAUUUCUCCGAAACACAGAGCCGGGCCAGAACUUCCAGCAGAACCUCCCGUUGCACACCGAGGGCCGGAUCUUUAGCUGAAUUCUUGUUCAAAAAUAAGACGGAACAACGUUUGAGUCGUGGUGUUUUCCUUUGAAUGCUGUCAGACACAUCACAUCAAUAUAAUCUGCAUCACAGCAUUAUGCUGCCAUAACCUGAUGGGAUUAUUACUGAGAUCCUGCAGCUCAGAGUUGGCAUUACUGGAGGAUAUUACUCAUCUAGUUUUUAUUAUUUCUAUUUUAUUUUUAAUGUUCUAAAUAUGUUGACAAUGUUUCAUUAUCACAGUGACAGCAGACCCCAAACUGCUAAAUACAGACACAGAAACAGCAGCAGUCUGGUUCAGGUUUAAUAAAGCUCCAGCUCAUAAAUCGA